This is a messenger RNA of Paramecium tetraurelia, 999 nucleotides long. RefSeq lists its product as uncharacterized. Gene Ontology annotation, molecular function: protein binding. Gene Ontology annotation, biological process: iron-sulfur cluster assembly. NCBI's taxonomy places the organism in Eukaryota, Ciliophora, Oligohymenophorea, Peniculida, Parameciidae. The record is from RefSeq and is a predicted model, not a curated record. The transcript has 2 exons. Gene Ontology annotation, cellular component: cytosolic [4Fe-4S] assembly targeting complex.
AUGGAUAAUCAACACCACACAUCAAAUAAAAUUUCAUACGAACUUAUUGUUUAGAAAUAGCAUUUUUAACUUAAUUCCUGUAAUGCUAUAGCUAUUGAUACUAAUAAUUCAAUUGUAGUCUUUGCAGAAGAAUCAAGAAUAAUAACCUGUUAAUUCAAAUAUUAAUUCAAAAUCAGUUCUUCUAAUACUAAUACUCUAAAUUUCUUCAAAUUUAGAUAACAAUUUAUAUCUGGGUGUUAGAAUUCAUCAAUUUAUAUAUGGUCAAUCAAUAUGAUAGCAAAUUCUAAAUACAUUUAAAAGUUGUAAGCUAAUUCAGGUUCUACACUUUGUAUGUGCAUCUCCAAAUUAGAGGAUAAGGUCGUGACUGGGCACUAUGAAAAUACUAUAAAAAUUUGGGGUUAAUUUGAAUUACAUCCACAAUAAUGGUCUUGCGUAGAAAAUUUGUUUGAUCAUGCAGGAGCAGUUUAUGGAUUGUCCAUGAACGAAAAUUAAAAUAAAUUAAUAUCUUGUUCAAAUGAUCAAUAAAUAUUAGUUUAUUAAAUUUCAUAACAAAGUUAUAAUUGGAUCUUACAAUAAAUAAUAAAAAAUGAUGGUCUGCGUUUAUGCUUUAUUAAAAAUGAUGUCUUUGUAUUUCAACCUUUUGCAGCCAAUAAUCUAUAAAUAUACUUAUUUGACAAAUUAUCUUAAGAAUUUAUAAAAACGCAAAAAGUCUAGAUUUAAGAAGGAGGUUAAUUUUGUAAUGAAUCUUUCCCAUGUAUUUAUAAUCCUAAAAAAGGAAUUAUAUUUGAUAAAAGUAGUUACAAUUUAAAUAUUUUAAAGUGUAAAUCAAAAUAAGACCUUAGAAUCAAAGAUAAUAAUUAGAUUGAUUUCAUUUUAGAAGAUUCAAUUGAUUUUGGUGAUGAAUAUUUUUGCGGAUCAAUUAGUGAUGAUGGAGAGUAUUUAAUUAUUUGGAAUAAUGAAUAAAAGGAAUUAUCAAUUAGAAAGUAUAAGGAGUAAUGA